GCGAGUGUGAGAAGUGGGAAAUGUUUUGCGCCUCCUCUUCAGUUCAUUCGUGAAUUUCAUUCUGAGAGCAUUUCACUGCGACUGCGGACUUGAGCCUUUCAGUUUUUUUCUUCUUCUCUAUUCCAUCAACAUUUUGUGACUGCAUUAGUCUGUGUUGCAAUCCUUCAUCUUCAGACACUCCAGGAUGUCUAAAUUCUUCUGUACCGACAACUCCAAGGUGACUCUGGGUGUUGCUGUUGGGGUAGGAGUUGUGGCAGCUGUUACAGCGGGAUACUUGUACAAGAAGAAAUUGGAAAAUUCACCUCCGAAAAAAUGGCGACGUGUUGGAGAACUUUCGGACUUAAUGAUCUACCCAAUAAAGUCAUGUGGACCAAUUCGUGCAAAUGAGGUUGAUUGCACCAUCCUCGGUCCACAGGAUGGCCACCUGCGGGAUCGUGUCUUCAUGAUCAUCACCCCUGAGGGGCAAUUCAUCACAGGCAGGAGUCACCCGAAGUGUGUGCAGAUUCAGCCACGAUUCGAUGGGGACAAGAUGAUUCUGUCAGCACCAGGAAUGUUGGAUAUUGAGGUAGAUGUGAAGCGAUUGUACGAUCAGAAGCCAAUUCGGGCGGUAGUUUGGGGUCAAGCAGUCGAUGCUGUGGAGUGUGGUGAGGAGGUGGCCAGAUGGAUUUCGCGAUUCCUCGUUAGUGAGGACAUUGGAAUGCGUCUGGUCUUCUAUCCCAAUGCACUCCCCACACGCGACGUUCGCGAAAAGAACAAGGGCUUCCCAGAUCUUACAAAAAUCGACUCAGGCGCCCUCCACGAUGCCACGAGUUUUAUGAUGAUGAACGAGGCAUCAGUUGCGGAGCUGAAUACGCGUCUCAAGGAUGCUGUAACGCCUCUCCAGUUCAGGCCCAAUUUCCUCGUCAAGGGUCCCACGACACCCUUUGAGGAGGAUCACUGGAAAUGGGUGAAAGUUGGAAAUGUCAUCUUCAGGAAUGUGAAACUCUGUGGAAGAUGCAUUUUCACCAACAUCAAUCCGGAAACAGCGCAGAGAAAUCCCGAUUUUCAGCCACUGAAAACCCUUAAAUCCUAUCGAAUGGUUCCCGAUGCAGGAGAUUCUCCGAUUUUGGGCAUUCAUCUCGGAGUACGCGUCCCAGGGAAGAUUGCAUUGGGAGAUGCAGUCUAUGUGGGAGAAUAAAUUGUGUAGCCUUGAAAUUUUCAUAUGUACAACAUUCCUGGAAAAUUCCCUUUUUGAUACAUUACAGGCGCUUUUAUAGAUUCUUCUAGAGAAAUGCGGCACAAAUAAAUUCGCGUAAAAAUA
This is a messenger RNA of Lutzomyia longipalpis, 1300 nucleotides long. RefSeq names its product mitochondrial amidoxime reducing component 2-like. Bases 185 to 1177 code for a protein of 330 amino acids. The record is from RefSeq and is a predicted model, not a curated record. Gene Ontology annotation, molecular function: pyridoxal phosphate binding; molybdenum ion binding; catalytic activity. Lineage: Eukaryota; Metazoa; Arthropoda; Insecta; Diptera; Psychodidae. The transcript has 4 exons.